Messenger RNA from Alosa alosa (allis shad), 1720 nucleotides. RefSeq names its product nicotinamide riboside kinase 2 (gene nmrk2). The transcript is spliced from 6 exons. Gene Ontology annotation, cellular component: cytoplasm. The record is from RefSeq and is a predicted model, not a curated record. Lineage: Eukaryota; Metazoa; Chordata; Actinopteri; Clupeiformes; Clupeidae. Bases 713 to 1408 code for a protein of 231 amino acids.
UGUUCCUGUGUAAAGUUAUAUUAAUUAGAGGAUGAAGUUCAAUGUUUUCUAAUUAAUGUGACAGUUAUUUUAAAGCAUUUAUGUUUUAGACCUUCACAUAGGCUCUUAUUCAUUGCUUAAUUUGUUAAAAAGUCAAUUAUUUGUAAGGGCACUUCAUUAAGAUAGCCUACUUGUCCAUACUUAACAACAGUUUUGAGACAUGUGAAGGUCUCCAUUCAUUUUCUUAAGUAUUUGGCAUGCUAUAACUAAAACAAUAUGCUGAUUAAUUCCUGGACAGCCAAACACAAACGUAAACAUAAACUUUACAAAAGUCCAUAUUUCGGACAAAAGUUCAUACUCAAUAAUGGAUGCGUCUAAGUCUCAAGAACAGAUGCAUCCAUUAUUGACUCUGUAUUGAGCUUCAAGUUUAAAUAGAAACUUUCUAUAUUCAAUCUUCUCAGUGAAAUGUUCCCAUGGAAUUUGGUGUCAGCCUCAAUUAAAUUUACAUUUACAUGUAUUCAUUUAGCAGACGCUUUUAUCCAAAGCGACUUACACCUGUCAGUUACAUUACAAGGGCCAUUGUCCCUGAAGCAACUUGGGGUUAAGUGCCUUGCUCAAGGGCACAAUUGAACCCACAACACAUGCUACUGAAUGCUAGCCCAGCUCUUUAACCACUAUGCUACCACCACCCAUUCUGCGCUUUCACCGCCCAUUACAUACCCUGAAGAGCUAAAUGCAGUCACCUUGUGUUGAUAAUGUCAACUAUGACACCACUGAUGACAACAACCCAAUCAAGAAUCCAGUAAACCUGCAGUUAAGGAGACCUUGGCUACUUUUGAGCCAAUGGUCUUGCCAGGUGUAUGGUAGUGCUUGGUUAUCCAUGUCCAGGUGUGAUCAGCACUGUCUGAUACACAAUGCAGCAAUGUUUUAUUGGUCACUGUUAUUUCAGCCCCAAGAUCAAAUAGAGGUCGGGGAAGACGGCUUUAGGCAAUGGGAUGUCAUCGAAGCCUUGGAUAUGGAGGCAAUGGUUAACACGGUGAAAGGCUGGCUGGAGAAUCCGGUGAAAUUUGCCCGCUCCCACGGUGUGACAGUGUCACCUUUAUCUGAGGACCCGGAGAGGGACACGCACAUUCUCCUCGUCGAGGGAUUCCUAAUCUACAACUACAAGCCCUUGGCUGAGAUCUACGACAAGUGCUACUACAUUUCCAUUCCGUACGAGGAGUGCAAGAGGAGAAGAAGCUCAAGGACGUACACAGUCCCUGACCCACCUGGCCUGUUUGACGGCCAUGUCUGGCCCAUGUACUUGAAACACAGGAAGGAGAUGGACAACAACUGCAAUGCUAUUGUAUAUCUGGAUGGCUUGAAAUCGAAAGAUGAGAUCUACAGCCAGGUGUUUGGAAAUAUUCAGAACACCUUGUUGAAUAGCUAAUAGUGGGACCAUGGGCCGAAAAUGUUGUGUAUAGAAUUGUAAAUAUCAUACUUCAGUUAACAAAACAUAACUUCUAAAUCCAAUUAAACCUCCUUGUAUAUACUACAAUGAAAGAUAACUUAUUCACUAUAACUAAAGACAGAAGCUAGGGAUUUUGUAUUGUUACGUAUUGUGAACUUUUUUUAACUGACUUACCUCUGCCGCUGUACUGGAGCUGGCAUGAAGGCUGACUUUUUUUGUUUUCACAUAAACAUAAACGUAAACCUUUGCUUGGAGGAUUGUUGUCCCCACCCAAAGAGACGUUUGAAUCGA